GCCAGGGCGGGAGCACGGCUCGGGACGACGGGGCCCGCGGACUGAGGACAGUGGCCUCGGUGGCCGACAGAGUGCUUAUGAUUUCAUGUGUUUUUGCUGAACUUGUGAAAGAGGCACUUCGAUGAUGGAUUAACAAGAACGCUGAAGUUCUGUGCAGUUUCACAUUGGAGCAUACUGAAUUUUCACCCUAGUUCAGCAGCUCUGCUGCUCACUUAAAUACAGAUGAAUGAAGACCCCAUUCGGGAAGACACCUGGCCAGCGGUCCAGAGCUGAUGCAGGCCAUGCUGGUGUAUCGGCAAGCAUGAUGAAGAAAAGGACGUCCCACAAAAAACACCGGAGCAGUGUGGGGCCGAGCAAGCCCGUGUCCCAGCCUCGGCGGAACAUCGUAGGCUGCAGGAUUCAGCAUGGGUGGAAGGAGGGCAGUGGCCCUGUCACCCAGUGGAAAGGAACCGUUCUGGACCAGGUGCCUGUAAACCCUUCUCUGUAUCUUAUAAAAUACGAUGGAUUUGACUGUGUUUAUGGACUAGAACUUAAUAAAGAUGAAAGAGUUUCUGCGCUUGAAGUCCUCCCUGAUAGAGUUGCAACAUCUCGAAUCAGCGAUGCACACUUAGCCGACACAAUGAUUGGCAAAGCGGUAGAGCACAUGUUUGAGACAGAGGACGGCUCCAAAGACGAGUGGAGGGGAAUGGUCUUAGCACGUGCCCCAAUAAUGAACACAUGGUUUUACAUCACCUACGAGAAAGACCCUGUCCUGUACAUGUAUCAACUCUUAGAUGAUUACAAAGAAGGUGACCUUCGCAUUAUGCCCGAUUCUAAUGAUUCACCUCCAGCAGAAAGGGAACCGGGAGAAGUUGUGGACAGCCUGGUAGGCAAACAAGUGGAAUAUGCCAAAGAAGAUGGCUCUAAAAGGACUGGCAUGGUCAUCCACCAAGUAGAAGCCAAACCGUCUGUCUAUUUCAUCAAGUUUGAUGAUGAUUUCCAUAUUUAUGUCUACGAUUUGGUGAAAACAUCCUAGAUGUCGUCAUGAACUUUGCCAAAUUUGUGGAACUAUUAAAUGUAUAAUUUGUAGACAUAAAGACUUGAUUGCUUUCCAGUUUAAUGAAAGCUUAAAUGUCCCUGCGAACCCACAAUCUCUGCCAGCAGAACUGGUUUUGUUCUGAAUAGUACAGAUUUAUGUGAACACAAAGCAUCUUGUGUAAGGAACUCCUUCCUCUUAAAAGAAGUCUGUCAGUUUGGAGGGGAAUUACAGGCAAUUUUGGUAAAAGUUAAGCUAGUGUCAUAGUCAAUUGAAACUGUACUGGAUCUCAUCCAUUCCCCUUCGCUGAUAACACUCUUGCCCUGCUGCCACGAUGCAAGCGUAGUUUGGUAUUUUUGUUACUGCUUUUUUUUGGAGAUUUGUAUGUAUCAAUAUCUACCUAUCUAUAUCUGUGUGUAUACAUAUAUGAUAUAUAUGCACACACACAUUGAUCUUCGUGUGCACAUGCGUGCGCGCGCGCACACACACACAAACACUUUAUUGGCAGUCCUUUCUUUGUGGAUCGGGAUGGGGGUUAAAUGAUUUUCUCCAGUUUAACAGGAGUGCUUGACCCAAGUCAGUCAUGUUUAAUAUAUUACUGCUGUUUAUUUAAAAUUAAAUUUGGGCACAGGAAGCACAUGGGGAUGUUCAGCUUGUUUCAGAAGUCAGAGUUCAGAGCACCUUUUCAGUUUGAGGCUUUAGACCAUAAGUCCAGAUUUGAAUAACUCUUUAUAAAACAGAAAUCUGGAUAAAAGGCUGCCUUUAACUCUAAGCUUUGACAUUUUUUGUUUACAUAUUUUAUCAUCAUUUUUUUUUUUUUUUUAAGCAAAGCCCAGGUGCUUGGUCCACACCGUGUAAUGCUAGUGUAUUUUGGACGCACAUUGGGUGCAUUAUUUGUGCAAAUCAGUGAUCUGUAUUUUGGUACACAGGUUUAAAAGCAACAGUACAAUAGUCAUUUGUGUGUAUGUGGUAUGGUCCUGGAAGAAUAUAGUGCUUUUAUAUUAAUAAUGUAAUUUGAAGAAUGACGAUGUUGCCCUCUAACAAGUUCUCUGGGACACUUGUAUUUUUAUUAUUAUUAUUAUUACUGAUAUAUAUGAUUAUGGUCCAAAGGCUUUUUCCCCCUGGCUUUUCCCACAAAGAAUGUCUAGACAAAUACCAGCUGAAAUCCCUGACACACCUGUAGGGUAUUGUAUGUUCUGCUACAGUGUGCUGCUGCUCUGGACCCUGUCGCACAUGUUCAUUCAUGGUGUGACCGAUAGCAGUCCUUAGCCACAGCAUUCUUCCCCGGCUUACUCCUUCAAGGUGGUUUUAACUGAAGAAGUGGUUGGUGUAGCAGCAAUACAUCGGUCUGUCACUUAGUUUUAGAUGAGCCCUGGCGCUUGGAAAGCUAGGAUAAAGGUCGUGUGUGAAACCAGGCUCCUGGGGGGAGUGGAAAUCUUAGCCUAAGAUCCGGGCAGAAGGCUAAGUGCUCAUGCUGUCAGUCAAACACCGGAAGUUCGUGCGACCUUCAUCAUGGCCGUCCUCGACGUCAGAGAUUUUGUAGUGUCACGGUCUCACGUGUGGUUUGCGUGAUGCCCACUCCGCCUCCAGGAAGGCUGCGCCUGGUGCUGUGGACGGUAGCCCCUCGCACCGUGUAGGGACACACCACGUGUCCUGCAGUGUGUCCAGCGCCUCAUCGCCACGGCUAAGGGCGAGCUUCUCCAUGCAGUGAGUACCCAAGUCCUAGAUGCUCCUCCUGUGUUUGAACCCGUGUCAUGUGCACAUCUGUCAGCUGCUCUCCAGUGGCUCUUGUAAGAGUACCUGCAUGUGAACCUAAGGCUGAGCCCCGCUCCCCAGACCCAGGUGGACACAUGGCCCAGAGAGGGAGUGUGUCCAGUGUGUGCACUGCACAAACGCAGCACAGUGACUUUGGGCUGAAAAACAGUUCUCUGGAUGUGUCCGAGGGUUGGGUCAGUGGAAACAUUUCUGGCAUUACCUAAUGACUUGCAUUGUGGUUUUUUUUUUGCAAGUAUCUUUAGCAACUUCAAGACCACAUGAUCUGCCACUCUAGAUGAAUGCAACAAGUGAUUAUUGUUAUUUUAAUUAUUGUUCCAUUUUUUGCCUUUAAGGGGUAAAGGAAGGGGAAGGGGAAGGGUUUUUCUGUUUGUUUUUCCAUCCUUCUUUUUUUUCUUUGGCUUAAACCACACUUACUGACGCUGUGACUAAUCCUGUUCCCUAGCCGAGUAUUCCAGGCUUCGUGUGAGGCUCAUGUUUCAGAUCUGCAUGCAUUGCUUGCGUUUUCCUGGUAUCUGAAUGUUGGCUCCCUGUUCUGGGAAUCCAACAUUAAUUUCCACAAUUAUCAUGGGACUUGUGACAACACAAGACAUGAGUCUGUAUAAAAUGUAUUGGCCUUCCUCAUUGACCUGCGCUAGUAUUAUUGUGUCGUGUGUGCGUGUGUGAUGUCUGGCUGCCACGUGAAGCUUCAAAGGAAACCUUAACGCAGACCAUCUUUUUUGCAUGCUCUAUCCUAAGUAGAAUGUUCAAUGUAACUAACGAAAAAUGCAUGUGAAAGGUAUUUAGGUUUUUUUGUUUUUUUAUCUUUGGUUUUAUUUGUUUUCAGUUUUUUGUAUAUUUGCUUACUGUGCUGUUUUAGUGGUUGUAGGAUAAAAUGCACUGGUGAAGCAAAUGUAGUGCCAACAGGAGGUGAUUUUCCAGUUGUAUGUGUCAUGCAGCAUUUGAAGGGACUGUGCAUCUUAUAGCAAUCACAGUUACCUCUGAACCGGAUUUCAUUUCUAUUAUUUUAUGUGCCAAACCCCGAAGUGCAUUGGGCUUGAAUCUCUGAACGCUGUGGACCCAUUAGAAGACUGUUUUGAUUGUCACAAAUUGUAGUGCCUGAAAACAUGCUUAAGCUGAUUGUCUUAAAAAAAAAGAAAGAAAGAACGAAAGAAAGAAAGUUCUCCAAAGACAAAACAGGAACAAAUAAUUAUGGUCGUAAUGUCUGUGGUUCCUUGGAAAUGCUGCGCUUUUUGUAUUUUCCAUCAUCGUAGUGCAGUUUGAAUGAAUGUGUAUAGUUCAGAGGUCUCGUGUUCGCAUCUUAAAAUUAGGCAAUGACCUCAUCUUUCAAGCUUGAAUUCAUUCUUAAUUUUAAUUUUAUUUUAUACAAUGUGUAGACAGUUCCCUGUUCUCUGCAUUUAGAAGUAUAAACAAUAUAAAUCUGUUAAUUCUGUAAGUAAUUUUUAUAAUUAUGAUGUAA
Molossus molossus (Pallas's mastiff bat) is the source of this 4247-nucleotide messenger RNA. It is a transcript of the gene SPIN1, whose product is annotated as spindlin 1. The transcript has 6 exons. The record is from RefSeq and is a predicted model, not a curated record. Gene Ontology annotation, cellular component: cytosol; nucleoplasm. NCBI's taxonomy places the organism in Eukaryota, Metazoa, Chordata, Mammalia, Chiroptera, Molossidae. The coding region runs from base 227 to 1015 and encodes 262 amino acids. Gene Ontology annotation, biological process: gamete generation; regulation of DNA-templated transcription.